UUUACACCUGAAGAUUGCCUACAUUAUAGUCCUAUAUGGAAUGCUGGUAGGUUACGAGACCGAUAAAUCAAUUGAAAAUUGGGUUUGGGCGUUAGUGGAUGAUCUUGAUGCAUUUAACCAAUUUCCGUGGGGGGAGUAUAGUUAUAAUUUGUUGUGUCGAAACAUAACAAAGUGCAAGUCAAAAGAAAAAUAUAAAUUCUUUGGACCUGUUUGGGCGUUGCACGUGUGGUCGCUUGAGAUCAUGCCCGACUUUGGUAAUGUGGUUGGCAAGUGUGUUGCUGAGUUUGCUCACCCUCGAUGUUUGAAGUGGAAGUUUCGGAGUAGACCGGGUAGGAAGGAUUUACAGUCCUUUUUCGAGAAAGAGGAGCAAGAGAGAUUGGAGUUGGUCCCAGAUGAAUUUGAAGUCACCACUAUGUACUACUUGUCUACCGUUGGAAUUUAUAUGGGGCACAGUAUAACGAAGGCCAUAAUCAGGAUGGAUAGACGGGCGCGGAGUUCAUCCUCCCGUGGAGGGGGUUCUCGUGGACGAGCUAGGGAAAAGCGUGUUAGGCCACCUACUACAUCUUCAUCCUCUAGUAGCGGCGAUCAUAGUAACCGACCUGUAGACCGUGCCUAUCUAGAUGCCACUGUGAGGAGGAUGGAAGAGGCACAUGAAGAGAGAUUGAAGCGGCAUAGCGAAUCUAUAGAGGCACGGGUGAAGAGGACUUUGAAGGAGUUUUUAGUGGAACUGAAGGGAUUUUUAAGUUGUAAGAGUGUUCAAGCUAGGGAUGUACAUUCCCCUGCUCCUCGACCUACACCGGCAUCCGAGGCAAGACAUUUUGAUGAUAUACGAGACGAGGGUGCCGAGGAAGGCGAUGAUAUACGAGACAAGGGUGCCGAGGAAGGCGAUGUUCCUCGUGAUGAUAAUGUGACACAAUCGCCAUAUGUUCCACAGUUUACUCAGUUUGAGUGUGGGAGCACAUCUUUUUUGGGCACUGAUGCCGAGAUCCCUCAUUUCUCCAACCCAAUUGAUCAAAUGAGAGCAUGUUUUGAUUACAUGGGAGAGGAGAUGGUUAGUUUUGGAGAGCCCUCCCAACGCAUUGAGACGGCGGUAUUGCCCCGUAGAAGUACACGUCAGAGAUUCCCAUCUCAACAGUUGGAGUCCCCGUAUGCUGCAUCUGGAGGGAGAAAAUAA
Salvia miltiorrhiza (redroot sage) is the source of this 1174-nucleotide messenger RNA. RefSeq lists its product as uncharacterized. The record is from RefSeq and is a predicted model, not a curated record. The transcript has 4 exons. The coding region runs from base 41 to 1174 and encodes 377 amino acids. Lineage: Eukaryota; Viridiplantae; Streptophyta; Magnoliopsida; Lamiales; Lamiaceae.